Impatiens glandulifera is the source of this 1695-nucleotide messenger RNA. RefSeq names its product probable glycerol-3-phosphate dehydrogenase [NAD(+)] 1, cytosolic. Gene Ontology annotation, biological process: carbohydrate metabolic process; glycerol-3-phosphate catabolic process. Gene Ontology annotation, molecular function: glycerol-3-phosphate dehydrogenase [NAD(P)+] activity; NAD binding. NCBI's taxonomy places the organism in Eukaryota, Viridiplantae, Streptophyta, Magnoliopsida, Ericales, Balsaminaceae. Gene Ontology annotation, cellular component: cytosol; glycerol-3-phosphate dehydrogenase (FAD) complex. The transcript has 5 exons. The coding region runs from base 213 to 1598 and encodes 461 amino acids. The record is from RefSeq and is a predicted model, not a curated record.
ACCUCAACUUCGUGUAAUCCGACGUUUUCUUUUUUCGUGUCUGUCUUAGUUGGGCGGUAGAUAAACAAACUGAUCAGACGGAGUUUACAAUGUUUUAGCGUAUUUGAAUUUCAUAUCCAUUUUUGUCUUCUUCUCAUUCAUUUAGGACUCUGAAAGUUGGGUGAAAACACUAUUCAAGACUCUUUGGAUCAGGGAAGAAGAAGAAGAAGAAGAUGGUUACUGAUAAUGUUUACACCAAUGGAGCAAUCCCCACCAAUAACAACAACAACGUGUUAGAGGAGAAAGUAGACGAGAUUAGACGCAUUCUCGGCAAGCCAGACGGAGACUUACUUCGAAUCGUCGGAGUCGGCGCAGGAGCAUGGGGGAGUGUUUUCCUUGCUCUGCUCCAAGACAGUUACGGUCAAUUCAGGAACAAGAUUCAAAUAAGACUAUGGAGAAGACCGGGAAGAGCAGUUGAAAGAGCUACAGCAGAACAUCUAUUCGAAGUGAUCAAUUCAAGGGAGGAUGUGUUAAGAAGGUUGAUAAGAAGAUGUGCUUAUUUGAAAUACGUCGAAGCACGGUUAGGAGACAGGACACUUUACGCGGACGAGAUAUUGAGAGAUGGGUUCUGCUUGAAUAUGAUCGAGACGCCACUUUGUCCGAUCAAAGUUGUUACUAAUUUACAAGAGGCUGUUUGGGAUGCUGAUAUUGUUGUAAAUGGAUUGCCUUCUACUGAAACAAGAGAGGUUUUUGAAGAGAUUAGUAAGUAUUGGAAAGAAAGACUUACAAUGCCUAUUAUUAUUUCCUUGGCGAAAGGGAUCGAGGCUGCAUUGGAACCAUUUCCUCGUAUAAUCACGCCUACGCAAAUGAUAAGCCGUGCAACUGGAGUGCCUGUCGAGAACAUUCUAUACCUGGGGGGGCCGAAUAUAGCUUCGGAGAUUUACAACAAGGAAUACGCCAAUGCGCGAAUAUGUGGAAGCGAGAAAUGGAGGGUGCCCUUGGCUAAGUUUUUGAGGCAGCCUCAUUUCAUUGUUUGGGACAAUAGUGAUCUCGUUACUCACGAGGUCAUGGGAGGACUAAAGAACGUUUACGCCAUUGGCGCGGGGAUGGUUGGAGCUCUAACUAACGAAAGUGCCACGAGCAAAUCAGUGUAUUUUGCUCAUUGCACCUCGGAAAUGAUAUUUAUCACGCAUUUAUUGGCUGAAGAACCGGAGAAGUUAGCCGGGCCUUUGUUGGCAGACACAUAUGUGACGCUCUUAAAAGGUAGAAAUGCAUGGUAUGGUCAAAUGAUAGCUAAAGGACAACUUAGCCUUGACAUGGGUACUAGCAUAAGUGGGAAGGGAAUGAUUCAGGGAGUUUCGGCAGUUGGAGCUUUCUAUGAACUUCUGAGUCAGGCGAGUCUAAGCGUUCCACAUCCCGAAGAAGAAAACAAGUCAGUUGCACCUGUUGAGCUUUGUCCAAUUUUGAAGACACUGUAUAAAAUUCUCAUAACAAGGGAACAAAAGCCACAUGCAAUUCUUCAGGCGUUGAGGGAUGAGACACUGAAUGAUCCUAGAGACAGGAUUGAGAUUGCUCAGAGCCAGGCUUUCUACAGGCCUUCCCUUCUUGGGCAGCCUUGAAUUUUCAGACAUAAUUACCAGAAUUUUCAAUUUGAAGCUUCAUUCUGAUGUAAUCCUAUGAUCUUCAAUUUAAUAUGAUAUGGAAGUUUUUGGAUCA